This is a messenger RNA of Lactuca virosa, 375 nucleotides long. The record is from the annotation of a GenBank genome assembly. Lineage: Eukaryota; Viridiplantae; Streptophyta; Magnoliopsida; Asterales; Asteraceae.
AUGGGUCGCGGGGAUAUCAUCGUCGUCGCCGGAGCUGCUAGGAGAGAGAAAAAGAAGAGCAUCACUUCACUUCAACUAUGCACCUGCGGUCAGCAGCCACCGGCCACCUCUAUAGGCUCCCCUCCAUCCCCUUGUUCAUUCUACUCGUUUUCCACCAUUACCCACCUUUUCCGGCACACCACAACCCACUGCUCUCACCUCCGACUACUAAAUCUCAGUCACCUACGCAACGCACCCAAACCACACAUUCUCGUUCCCUUUCCUUUUUCCUUCUGCCUUCCCAAACCACACACCACCACCGAUCCAGUCAACUCCGACCACUGUUGCAGAUAUGUCAUCGAUAGCUGUCCACCACUAUCGUUGCACCCCCGAUAA